Trichoderma reesei QM6a is the source of this 1605-nucleotide messenger RNA. RefSeq lists its product as uncharacterized. Gene Ontology annotation, molecular function: oxidoreductase activity, acting on paired donors, with incorporation or reduction of molecular oxygen, reduced flavin or flavoprotein as one donor, and incorporation of one atom of oxygen; heme binding; iron ion binding. NCBI's taxonomy places the organism in Eukaryota, Fungi, Ascomycota, Sordariomycetes, Hypocreales, Hypocreaceae. The coding region runs from base 1 to 1605 and encodes 534 amino acids. The record is from RefSeq and is a predicted model, not a curated record. The transcript has 4 exons.
AUGUCCGUCAUCGUCGGCGAACUCGCCGCCCUGCUCGGCUGCGCCCUCACCGGCACUUACAUCCUCUGGUCCGCCCUCGAGCGCAUCGCCCUCGUCGCCACCAGCCAGCCUCUCACUCCCUUGUCCCGCUACUCCUCCCUCGGCGCCGCCCUCGUCCUCCUCCCCGUCUUCACGGCCCUCCGCAAGAAGCACCACUACCUCAACGGCACGCGCCUCAACAACGGCUGCCAGCCCGCCGCCGUCUUCCCUCACCGCGACCCCGUCCUCGGCAUCGACUUCCUGCGCAGCUCCGUCAGCGCCCUCAAGGAGCACCGCCUGCUCGAGCUCUGGGACGCCGUCCUCGCCGCCCACAACGGCACCUGCUGGUACAAUGCCCUCGGCAGGUGGAUGCUCCUCACCUCGGAGCCGGACAACAUCAAGGCGAUGCUGUCGACGCACUUUGACGACUGGCCGAUGAAGUCGCUGCGCCAGCAGGUCAGCGUCCUGACGCUCGGCCCGCACGCCAUCUUCUCCGUCAACGGGCCCGAAUGGCAUCACGCGCGCGCCAUGAUCCGGCCGAGCUUCCUCAGGAAUCAGAUCGCCGACCUGGAGUGUACGGAUAGGCACGUCGACAACUUCUUGGCUCGACUGCCUCGGGACGGCGCCAGGUUUGAUGUCGACAGGCUGCUGUAUCACUUUACCAUGGACGUGUCCACCGACUUUAUGUUCGGAUACUCAACCUCCCUCCUCACAUCCCCCACAGAGGAAGCCCUCGAAUUCAUGACGGCCUUUGACUACAUCCUCACCACGUCCACCAACCGCGCCCGCCUCGGCUGGCUCGUCCUCCUCCGCCCGGACAGGCAGUUUGACGAAUACGUCAAGACGACGCAGCGCUUCGUCGACCACCACGUCUCCCAGGCGCUCGCCCAGGAAAAGGAAAAAGAGCGGCCGUACAUUUUCAUGAACGAAAUCAUCAAGUCGGGCGCUUCCCACCGCGAGGUCAGGGACCAGCUGUUCUCCCUCAUCCUGGGCGGGCGGGACACCAGUGCCAGCACGAUGGCCUCGCUGUUUUACGUCCUCGCCAGGAGGCCCGAUGUGCUGAGCAAGUUGAGGGAGGAAAUAGCCCAGCUAGAUGGCCGGAAGCCGACGUGGGAGGAGCUGAAGAAUCUCAAGUAUCUCAACAUGGUCCUGAAAGAGACACUCCGCCUCUACGCCCCCGUGGCAAGCAACAUGCGCACCGCCGAACGAGACACCAUCCUCCCCAGGGGCGGCGGCCCCGACGGCCAGAGCCCGCUCUUCGUCCCCAAGGGCACCGACUGCCGCUACUCGACCUACACCCUGCACCGCCGCAAGGACUUCUGGGGCCCAGACGCGGACGACUUUCGACCUGAGCGGUGGGAGACGCAUCGGCCUGGGUGGGAGUAUAUUCCCUUCAGUGGCGGUCCCCGGAUCUGCAUCGGCCAGCAAUUCGCCCUCACGCAGAUGCUCUACCUCAUGGCGAGGGUGCUGCAGACGUUCAAGGACAUUCAGCCCGGCAAUGACGAGCCGAUGCGGCAUCAGGUUGGGUCGACGCUCUCCAUGGUAGGCGGCUGCUGGAUCCGUCUGACUCCCGUUGAGGCGGAUUGA